This is a messenger RNA of Dujonia railenensis, 4299 nucleotides long. The record is from the annotation of a GenBank genome assembly. Lineage: Eukaryota; Fungi; Ascomycota; Pichiomycetes; Serinales; Debaryomycetaceae.
AUGUCGUCGUACGAUGAGAUUGCACCAGAUGCUAUAUCUCCAGGCGACUUCACCAGCGGCCUCAACACAACACCGGAUCGUCCGCUAAAGCACCUUGAUACUGUCGUGGCAUUGUACGAUUUCCCAGGAACCCAAAACUCACAUUUACCAUUGAACUUGGGCGACACUGUGUUCGUGCUAUCUAAAUCCCCCUCGGGAUGGUGGGACGGAGUAAUUGUAGCGCAGAACGGUGAACUCUUAAGGGGCUGGUUCCCCAAGAAUUACGUCAGAUCUGUGAACUAUGUCCAGCCGGUGUUGAACAAGUUGAAGAGUAACAAGGAAAUUGACUCGAUAACUGCAGCCAACACUGCAGCCAAUGUAUUGAUACCCCUGUUUACCACCUUACUUCAGAAAAACUUGAUAGAGUCGGAGAAGAGUUCUACUGGCAGUAACACAAGAAAGAACUCGGUGGUCAGUUUUGCCAGUUCUGAUACUAGUGACAAGCAAUCCCUGUCUCAAUCACAACCCCAAUCUCAGCUACAAUCACAGCAAAUCCAGUCUCUGGCACCGCCAACCCUUAAUCUUACUUCUUUCCCUACAUCUGCAUCAACGAGCCAGUCACUGAACCAGAGCCAGAAUAACUCUUUGCAACCUGCUCCGCAAACUCACCUUCCGCUGACCCUGUCACUGUCCUACCAUCAACAAUCCGUGACAACUAUUACGUCAGAUUUCAAGGGCGAGGAUAGUGUCUUCAACACUGUAGAUGACGUUGAAAAAAUUAUUGAAGACUUCAGAGAAAACGAUAAAGACUUUGAGGGUCAGUUGACCUGGAUAGGUAAAAUUACCUCAGAGGGGAAUUGGGUCUACUAUAACGAAAAGUUGGAUAUUUAUUCAUCUAAUCUACCACUUUCAACAUACGAUAGCAAAAGAGAUUUCGACUUGCAUCUUGAAAUACCCUCCAUGAAAAAUCUUCUUGACGUUUCAGUGAUAUCAACUCUGCCAUACGGUGAGAAUCCGUUGUCUCAAAACGAACCCAACCAUAGAUCAGGCAGCAACAGCAGUGUCUUCACCGUCAGUGAAAACAUUCCAGGGGGGACUGGAGCUGCCCAUACUACUUCAGAGGAUGGAGUAGGCUCGUCUAGUUUAAAAUCAAGACACUCACAUAAUUCGAGAGAAGAUUUGAAAAGAGAAUCAAAUGCAUCGUCAGUGAAUUCUCAGGGCAGUGGGAAUAGUUUGUACCAUCAUUUCCAUCAACCAUUCUUUGCCAUGGAGAACCUCUUUUACAAACAUCCUGGUGACAUCUCGAGUUGGACCGCUUUGGGUGAGAAAUUUCAGUUCUUGUUGGAUUUAUCGUGGAGAGCAUUACAAGAAAACAAUAAACAGUUGUUCAGUACGCAUUUUACUCGUUUGAAUAAAAUGAUAUCUAUUUUAUUCAGUUGCUUAAGAUUACAACACAAUGACUAUGUGGGAACGAAAUAUGAAAGAACAAUUAGGAGAAAGUUGAAAAAGAUAGCGGCGUGCUACACAAGAAUUUACACCAAUGGAUUAUUACAUUUGAGUGUUAUGCAUUACAACUCCUCGUUGGAUAGUAAAUUGUUCAGCUUGGAUAUGACGAAGUUAAAUAAGUCGACAAGUCCAGCGGAAACUGCUAUGAAUUCAGUUUCUUCUCAGACAACAGUCGUACCCAAUAACAACAGGUCAUUGCGAAGCUUAUCGCAAGCGACACAACCACUUUCGCCUACUUCCCAAGUGGUAAGCAAUCAGUCUGUCACAGUGAGCCAACUUGAAAAUGAAGAAAUCAUGACAAGCAAGUUGAAAGAAUUGACUCAUGAUCCACAAGCGAACGACCAUUCUUCUGAAUCGUAUACAAAUCAACUAGAAGAAGAUGUUAUUUCCUUACGAAGCAAUAUAAAGCAAUUGGUGAAGAUUUUCGUUAAGAUUACCGAAGAAAAGAGAGUUUGGAAGCAUGAUUACAAUGGCGGCUCUGAUACAUCUGAUGAUGAAGGCGAAGACCGAUCCAACACUUUGCCUCAGAUAUAUCCAAGAUUCAUCGCUGGGGAAUUCAAUGGGGGUAAUUGGUGUAAUCCAUUUUUCAGUCAGUCUAACCCAGUAUUAAAUGCCAGUGGUGAUGAGUUGAAGAAUAGAUAUCACCUGAAAAUUAUCAUUGACAGAGAUGCCUACAAGUCCAUAUUAAAUUUCAGCCAAGAGAUGAAAAAAUUAAGUGAGGACACUAUGAAGUACUUGGAUCCUAAAGUUCAGCACAACUAUUUUAAUGACCAAUUAAAAGGAGAAAGGAAUACUCACAUUUUGAGAUUGAUAUAUAAGUUUUUGUACUAUGCUGGACUGGUAGUCGAUAUCUUGGAAGCAUUUGAUUUCACUGUAUUUUGUUUGAUUAAGAGGUAUAAAUCUAAUGAAGAAGAUGUUGGAAUCCCUAGCAACAACAAUGACAGUAAUAGUAACAAAAACAAUAGUAAUUUGACUUUCGAUUACCCUGUUGUCUUGGAAUUUUUCCAAUACAAACAACAUUUCCAUGAUUUAAUUAGUGAAAUUGUGAUGGCCACUCAACUGUUGACGCUUGAAGAUCCAGAAGUGUUCAAGGGAAUGCAUGGAGAAGAUGAACUAUUGUAUGAUAGAGACAUAAUGAGGGACCCUAAGGAAAAGGCAGCAAAACUUCUUCUCAAUAUUUUGCUAGAAGAGACCACUAAAGUUAAAGGAGAUGCAAUAUCAUUGAAUGCAGAUGUUUUGAUGUCCAAAAGUCUAGAUGAUGGAAUCAACUUUCUUGAUAGUAUUUUAUCAUUGAUUCAACAAUUAAUUGAUGAAAGAGAAACUAUAUUAAAUUAUGCAACAAGAGUAAUGCAUGAUGAUUUCAACGUUCAAUUAUUGGUGAUUGAAAGGAAUAAUACCAUUCUGAGCGAUAAAUCUGACGAGUACUUUUCUGGAGGUGGACAAGCUGAACAAGGUGCUGCGGUGAUGUCAUCCGGUAAUAAGAAGAGAGAUAACACUCCGUGGUUUUUGGAAGGGGAUGAGGAAUAUGACUUACUUUUAGAUAUUAAGGGCAACAUCAAGGGAGGUAGUAAAGAAGCUCUUAUAGCACACUUGACUAGACAUGACUUGUAUGAUGUGAAUUUCAACUCCGCAUUUUUAUUUACUUUCCCAACAAUCAUGAGCUUAAGUGAACUCAUAAGCUUGUUGAUAGUAAGAUAUAACAUUGAAGCACCAGAAGGCUUAAGUUAUGAAGAGUAUAACACUUGGAUUAAUAAGAAACAAAUCCCGAUAAGAAAUCGUGUGUUGACUUUGAUGAAAGUCUUAAUUGAAAAAUUUUGGGCAGCUUCCUUUUCGAAGAAUAAAUCUGUACUCAAGAAAUGGCUUCAAUUCAUUCAAACUACACCCACCGUUCAAAACAUUAGUACAGGUAAACUUGUUCUGUCACAUUUACAAAAAUUGUUACAAGGGGACAUUAUUUAUAUAGAAAGAGAACCUAUAAUUCCCAACACAAAGCCUCCCGCUCCGUUGGUUAAAGGAUCUUUAAUUCCAAAGAAAAUGAAGUUAUUGGACAUUGACUAUAUUGAAUUGGCAAGACAAUUGACGAUCAGAGAAUUCAAGUUGUAUGCUAAGAUAAACAAAUACACUUGUCUUUCAAAAGUGUGGGGAAGAAAAUCAGGAAUUAACGAGAGUAUUGAGGAUAUUACCAAUUUUAUCAAGUCUUCAAAUCAAUUGACCAAUUACGCUGCCUAUAUGAUCUUGAGAAAGCAAGAAAUCAGGAAAAGAGUGCAGUUAAUCCGUUUCUUUGUCCAAGUGGCUGAGAAAUGUAGACAGUACAACAAUUAUUCUUCGAUGACGGCCAUCAUAUCAGCGUUGUACUCCUCUCCUAUCCAUAGAUUGAAAAAGACAUGGAAAUUAGUCUCACCAGAUACUUUAUCUCAUUUGCAAAACAUGAACAAGUUGAUGAAUUCAAGUAGAAAUUUCAACGAGUACAGAGAUGUAUUAAAAUUCAUUGGAUCAGAACCAUGUGUUCCAUUCUUUGGGGUUUAUUUAAGUGAUUUGACGUUUAUUUUCCAUGGGAAUCUGGACAUCUUGAUGAAUAGAUCCAGAAUGGUCAAUUUUGCCAAGAGAGCAAAGACUUUUGAAAUAGUCACAGCCAUGGAGAGAUUUAAGUAUAAUGGGUACAAUUUCUUAGUUGUGAAAGAAAUCCAGCAGUACCUUGAUUCUUGGUUUGGCAAGUGUCCGACGAUCGAUGCACAGUAUCAAUUGUCAUUGAACUUGGAGCCAAAAGAAGUUGUGAAGCCAGGGGGUAAUUUCCGCUUAAGCAAACUGAGAUAA